UUUUUUUUGCCAUGGCUUCAGACAGUCCGGAUCCUCAGAGCCUGAAAUCAUGGCAGGAUGCAUUCCAAUAUCCAAUUCCAACCGUGCGCCGCGUGGAGCAGGAGCUGCGGCGGGACAUUGCGAGCAAUAAGGAGAGGCUCCGAGCUCUGGUUGGCACGCGAUAUAGAGAGCUUGUGGGGACCGCAGAGAAGAUCGUUUCCAUGAAUCGUGAGAUGGAGGAAGUGGAUUCAACGCUGGCAGACAUAGGGCGAAGGUGUAACCCGCGGUUAAUGGAGAAAACGUACACUCAUGUCCAGGCAGUCGCGUCGAAUAAAGAUUCUUCCGAGCGCGCCCUCACAGGCCAGCUUGCCUUACUUCAUCGCGCCGCAGUGUCGAUGUCGAGACUCCUCAGACGGCGAGGCCCGCUCCUACUCGUCGCCAAGCUCAUGGUCAUCUCACGGCUGCUUCAUAAGACCCUAUCACAACAACCGACAGUGCCACCCUUCGUCGAGAACCUUCGCAAUCAACUGGCUUCCCUCCGGCGAACCCUGCUGCGAAGAGUCGAUAAGCGCCUUGUCCCUGCCAAGUCAACGCCGGACGAAAUCAUUGAAGCUUUGGCUGCCUAUUGCCUAGCCACCAGCUCUUCUUCAGACGAUGCUAUCCGGUACUUCCAUCAGAUACGUCUAGACGCUAUUGGGAGCCAGCUCGAACUCAAUGACCCUUCAGGCGAGAACAUCCUGAACAGCUUGCGCCUAUACAUUCGAACGUUACAAACUUCCAGAAUCCUACUUUCGCGGCGGCUGUCUGACGUACUGAACAAGUUGAAAGCGCGGCCACUUCUCACAGACCCCGAGGUUUGCGGCCUGGACGAUCUGGACCUUGGUGUCUUAGGGCGAUGGGUAACUUCAGACGUCAGCAACUUCACUCCUUGGAUCAAACUCAGCGAACUGUCCAGGGCGGAAGUCGAUAACAUUAUCAAGACGUGGUCAGAAGCCGCCUUCGAGAAGUAUAUGCAAGGGGCUCGAGAGUCAUUGAAGAAUUGGUCGGAUUUUUCCAAACUCCUUACACUUCGUGAACAAGUGUUAGAAUUGUGGUUAGGCUCUCGGAGCUCAACGCCCGCCCACUCGUCCCUGCAGGUGUUGGAGGGCAUCAGGUCUGUCUUGAACGAACGACUCACCGGCAUUUUAGCGGACCAGGCAAAAGACUUGGACAAGUUCGGCCAAAGUAUUGCUUCUACCAUCGCGGGCUGGAGCAAUUUGGAUCACACAUACUCUCACUCACUAUGGGACGAGAGCCUCAUCUCAACUGACUACUCCAAUGGCUCCGCUUACUUUAAACAAGCUGUUGUGGAUAGGCUUUUGGGACGAGACGGGGACAUCAUCACGUCUCUCGGAAAGUACCAAGCUUGGCUUCUGACAGUAGACAAGUCCAAAAGCUCUAUCGACGGUUUGCGCCAAUUUCGAUGGUCUGAUAUUCUUGAUGAAGGCGAGGAUGAAGAUCUAGACGUGGACAUUCCGGCAAUCUUGACCGAUGAUGAUCCCCGGUUGCUGCGGGAGGCUCUCGAGGCUGCUAUCAAGGAAGCUUUCGAGACUCUUGAUCGUUCGUUCUGCGAGAUCUUUAAAGCGCUCGAGAAAACGAGUCUGAAUGAGCAGGUCGCAUUUCUGCUCAAGCUCAUCAGGCUUAUCCAGAGAGAACUUCCCGUCGGCUUUAUCCCGGCGGGCUACACAUUCGCUGAUGGUGUUAUCCCUCAAUUACAAGAGAUACUUGCUACCGAGAUAGUGGCGCACACGCGGCCAUGGAACCCGCCAGCUAGCUCAAUUGAAAACUCUCGAGGAGUUCCAGGUCGUUCCCUCUGGGAAGGUGACCCUGCAAUCCCUGUGCAACCGUCACCAUCGGCGUUCAAAUUCCUGCGCCGAUUAACGAAAUCUAUGAGCCAGUAUGGCCCUGGGCUUUGGGACGCUUCGACCGUUCGAUGCUUCAAGAAAGCUCUGCAGAAAGAACUUGCCAAACCCAUUGUCUCCAGGAUGGAAGAAUUGAACUCAUCUUCUUCUCAGAAUGGGGCUACUGAUUCUAAAGCGGAAGUCAACAAUGGCGAACCGCCAGAUCUGAACGGGGAUGAGAGUCCACAGCAAAAGCCGCAGGCUGAGAUGGAGAACGCUGAUCCCUUUAAAUAUUUACAAGAUCACAUGGUCCAGCUAUAUUUUGACGCCUCUUACUUCAAAUCUGCCUUCGAAGUUGGUGACUUGGAAACGAGCCACUUGGCGGACGUACUGGAAACGAUUCGCGGAGAGCUUGAACCUCAAUUGCAGGUUGCGAAAAAGAUUGACAAAGCGGCCCACGAGCACUGGGAGCGAACCUACCUUCUAUUCGGUCUCCUGGCAGAGAAGAUCGAGACAUAAGGUGUCAGGUGUACAAUCGUUCUUGUAUAUAAAGGCAUUCUUCACACCACUCUUAGAGCUGCACAAAUGGAUCCAG
Molecule: messenger RNA, 2454 nt
Organism: Aspergillus uvarum CBS 121591
Lineage: Eukaryota; Fungi; Ascomycota; Eurotiomycetes; Eurotiales; Aspergillaceae
Exons: 3
Coding region: 12-2378 (788 amino acids)
Biological process (GO): intra-Golgi vesicle-mediated transport
Cellular component (GO): Golgi apparatus; COG complex
Source: RefSeq, a predicted model, not a curated record